CCGGGGCUGCGAGGCAGGAUGCACGGCUGCCUCCGCCUGCUCCUCGGCUGCCUGGCGGCCGACCUGCUGGCGCUCGUGUGCCGGGCGCAGGAGCGCGCCGGCCAGCACCUGGGCAGCAUCGUGGUGCUGUCGGGCGGGAACCGCUCCGAGCCCGGGGACCCGUCGGAGCCGCCGCCGACGCCGGACUUCUGCCGGGGCUACUUCGACGUGAUGGGCCAGUGGGACCCGCCGUUCAACUGCAGCUCGGGGGAGUUCGUCUUCUGCUGCGGCACUUGUGGCUUCCGCUUCUGCUGCAAGUUCAAGAAGACGCGGCUGGACCAGGACACCUGCACCAACUACAAGCGCCCGCCCUGGAUGAACACGGGGAAGCCGCCCGCCCGCAGCGACGACCCCCUGCACGACCCCACCAAGGAUAAAACCAACCUCAUCGUCUACAUCAUCUGCGGCGUCGUGGCCGUCAUGGUGCUCGUGGGCAUCUUCACCAAGCUGGGGCUGGAGAAGGCGCACAGACCCCAGCGGGAGCACAUGUCCAGGGCUCUUGCUGAUGUUAUGCGACCUCAGGGUGCAACAGAUCACAUGGAGAGAGAUCUAAAUAUUGUAGUUCACGUACAACACUAUGAAAACAUGGAGACCAGGGCACCUGCAAAUAAUAUACAUGCAUCACAGAUGAAUAAUGUGGUACCAACUUCUCCCCUCCUCCCUCAGAUGACACAUCCACAUUCAUAUCCUAACAUGGGGCAGAUCACAAAUCCUUAUGAACAACAGCCCCCAGGCAAGGAGCUUAACAAGUAUGCUUCCCUAAAGGCAGUUGGAAGUUAUGAUGGUGACUUUGCUGCGAUGACACUUAAGUCACCAAAAGCUGAUAAGGUCAACGAUGACUUCUAUUCCAAACGUCGACACCUUGCAGAAUUGGCUGCCAAAGGGAGCUUGCCACUCCAUCCAGUGCGUAUGGAAGAAGACAGAACGUAUGCACCUGACAAUGGCACAACGAAACACAAUGGGCAGAAAUCCAAAAUUACAAAAAUUCACACACACCCCAUGGCAUACAACUACAAAACCUGGGACCCCAGUGACCAGUCCUACCGACGGCAAGCAUAUGCAAACAAGGGGAAGCAUGGCCCAGGAGAACCUAUGUUAAGUAACACACUGACAACUCGGAGUCAGCAAUAUUUGCCCCCACAGCCGUACUUCAUAACUAACAGCAAGACAGAAGUGACUGUUUGAGAUUGCUCUUUCAUUCCUUAAAAAUAUAAAACAUCAGAAAGAGGCAAAAAAAAUGAAAAGAAAAGACAAGAAGGAAA
Gavialis gangeticus (Gharial) is the source of this 1301-nucleotide messenger RNA. RefSeq names its product shisa family member 9 (gene SHISA9). Gene Ontology annotation, biological process: regulation of AMPA receptor activity; regulation of short-term neuronal synaptic plasticity. Lineage: Eukaryota; Metazoa; Chordata; Crocodylia; Gavialidae. Gene Ontology annotation, cellular component: postsynaptic density; dendritic spine membrane; AMPA glutamate receptor complex. Bases 19 to 1224 code for a protein of 401 amino acids. The record is from RefSeq and is a predicted model, not a curated record. The transcript has 5 exons.